Molecule: messenger RNA, 1381 nt
Organism: Macrosteles quadrilineatus (aster leafhopper)
Lineage: Eukaryota; Metazoa; Arthropoda; Insecta; Hemiptera; Cicadellidae
Product: HEAT repeat-containing protein 3-like
Exons: 7
Coding region: 383-1381 (332 amino acids)
Biological process (GO): ribosomal large subunit biogenesis; protein import into nucleus
Source: RefSeq, a predicted model, not a curated record
UCGUCUGUCUGUCUGUGAGUGUGAAUAAAUGACUCCGGCCUCCUGCAUGUUUUCAUUAUUUCUUAACCCCAAAAAUAAUCAAAAUUAAAAAUUUGUUUGGAGCACCUAUAAAAUAAAUAACAGUGUCUCUUUCGGCACUCACAUUUAUACUUAACUGCAAUGUAAACUUUUUUAGUAUAAGAUAAAACUUAAAACUGUUUCCCUAGAUUCUUUUUAAACUUUGAGGUUAGGGUUUAGGUAGGUUCCUAACCUUGUCAAUACUUUUGAUAGGACAGGACCUGGUGCAGACGAUUUAAACGAUUCCCUUAGAAAUAAGCUACUGUUAAAUAUAUUUGGCAAAGUAGGCCUAACCCAAUAAGUACUACUACUUGAUUUCUUAACAAUGGGCAAAGUAAAGCCAAGGCACAAGAAUAACAGAAAACAUCAAACACAUCCUACUGGACUCCCAAGCGUGAAAGAUGCAGAAAUGGAAGAAGCUGAACUAGGAUCAUCUAAGGAUGAUACCCUAGUUCUAAACAUCAUUGAAGAGGUGCAAUCAUUAAAUAUUGAAGAAAGGUUAAACGGACUUCGCUCCCUAGCAGAUUUGGCUGAAAGCUCAGAAUCAGUAGAGACGAUUGUUAAAUACAAAAUCUUAAAAAUAAUAGCCCCGUUGUUGGUUGACAAAAGUUCUGAAGUACGAAAUAUAACUGCUGGAAUUUUAAGGAACCUAAGUGCUACAGGUUCUGCAGACAUUUGUGAAAGAUUGGUAAAGGAUGAUAUCAUGACUCCAUUGCUCACUCUUCUACAACAGUACAACGACUGGAAACCAGAAUCAAAGACGGAGAACUCAGACACACUAUUGCAAGCUGUUAACAUCAUUUGGAAUCUCUGUGAAUCUGACGAAACAGCUUUGAAAUAUUUUAACUCAGCGAAUGUUUUGAACAUUUUACUGAGAUGUCUGGACUACAAAACAGUGGGGCUUGACCUCUCAAUUGCAGUUUGCCAAUGCUUGAAUUCUGUUUGUGAAGAAAACACAUCAGUUCUGUCAGUCCUGCGUAGUUACGAGUCAGAUCUUCUCACUCUGUUGUCAAUCUGCGCAACAGACAACAAGAUGAUUCUGCUCAAGACUUUGGCUGCUGGCAUUGUUGUCAAUCUGAACCCAUCCGCUCCUUGGCUAGCUUCAGUGUUGGCAGUGACAGCUGAGUCCUUGGAGAAAGACUUGCGAACCUCAGUGAACCAGCUGUCUAGUCAACUUCCCCUGGACUCUGCCGCUCUCUCUAGUGAAGUGGCAACACUGGUGGAGCAAACUGAGGCGCUCACAUUGGCUCAGACCAUGGCACUGGAGACUCUAGCUAACCUGUCCUCAGAUCAGGGUAAGACAGUUACCUGGACAGGGAAAUAA